Messenger RNA from Besnoitia besnoiti, 2220 nucleotides. RefSeq lists its product as uncharacterized. The record is from RefSeq and is a predicted model, not a curated record. Gene Ontology annotation, biological process: protein import into peroxisome matrix; protein monoubiquitination. Gene Ontology annotation, molecular function: ubiquitin-protein transferase activity; protein binding; zinc ion binding. Gene Ontology annotation, cellular component: peroxisomal membrane; peroxisomal importomer complex. The transcript has 2 exons. Lineage: Eukaryota; Apicomplexa; Conoidasida; Eucoccidiorida; Sarcocystidae. The coding region runs from base 1 to 2220 and encodes 739 amino acids.
AUGGAGCCCGCAGGCGCGGUCUUUUCGACGACUCUUUACCCCCCUCCGCCGUUUUCUCCGCAGUCUCUGUCUCCCUUGGCUCUGCCUCCGCCUCCUCCUAGUCCUUUUGCUGUCUCUCAGCGUCCUUCUGUUCGCUCUGCGCCGGCUGCUGCCGCCGAGGCUGCCCUUCCAGCCGGUGCCCUGUCUUCUUCCUUGCCCUUUACGCGUGCUUCGCCUUCCCUUUCGCUCGCGUCGCAGUCGCAGUCGCUUUCCUACUCUUCUCUGGAUGCGCGGCCUGCUGCGUCGGGCGCCGCAGCGCCUCAGAGGCUGAUUGCGCCCGCUCGCUCAGCUGAGCUUCGUGCACUCUUUCUCGCGCGCAGCGACCUGCGGCAGCCUUCUUUUUUCGAGCUCGUUGCGCAGCAGAAACUCCUCGAGGGUCUCCUCGCGGCGCUUCAGCACGUCGUCGACGUGCUCACAAACCCGCUGGAGAGAGAAGAAGAAGAGCGCCUCCGCCGCGCGGACGCAGACGCAGUCGCAGACAUGCAGAGGCGGAGCUCGCAUGCAUGGAAAGACGGCCGCGAGGCCGCGCACGCCGUGGGCGGCGCCCGCGAAGAAGGGAAGAAGGACGAUCCAACAAGGCGCAAGGAAGAGAGGCAGAAACGCGGCGCCAACGGCGGACCCCGUCGCGCUUCGGUGUCGGAUUCGGGAACCGAGGAGACGCAGAGACCUGGGAGAUUUGCCAGACUGUCAAAAGGCGUUUUGGGGGAUUUACUUCUCUUUCUGAGAGAGAGGCGCAGCUUCGUUUCGCCUCGGCGCCUCGUUCUCUGGAUGCUCACGCACUGGGAGCUUCUGUACGGACUGUGCAUCGCCGGGGUCGAGUAUCAGAGUCUUUGCGCGUCUUCGGCGUCCUUCGCCGAGCAUUUCUACGGCCUCCAGCGCCUCGAUAGUGCCUGGCUUCCUGUCUCUUCUUCAAUCGAGCCUUCUGCGGCGCCACCUCCUGCGUCUUCGCAGCCGCCAUCCGCUUCGGGCUUUCUUCCGGAGGCCUCGGAGGCAGGCCCAGAAGUGCCAAGUGCCGCCUCGGCUGGCGCCGCGCAGGUGGUUGGGAGCUCACACAGCCGCUUACCCACAGAAGAAGCGAUGAAUAGGAAAAGAGAGCAGGAUGCAGAGAUCUCCAGGAUGCUCAAUCUGAUCGAGGCCGCGGGAAGGACGCCUGCGGGGGGUUUAACUCUCAGGAAGCGCCAAGUUUUCUUCAGCGUUCUUUUUCUUCUUCUUCCUUUGCUGCGUCGAAAGCUGCACGCCGCCUACUUGCGCAGUGUACGUACACUCAACACGCACUCUACGACCUUCCUCAAUGAGUCUCCUUUCACCGUGGAGACUGCUUCGCAAGGCGAGGGAGAGGAAGAAGAGCGUUACAAAGAGGCUGAAACUCGCAAGCAGAGGGCGUUCUCUGCUUUUCGUCGAACUCUGUCGAGGGUGGUUCGGCUGGUGCGAGCGAAGGUGCGCAGCUUUUCGCUUCUGUUGCGGCACGUUUGGCGCGUCCGUUGGGCUCUGUUUGCGAAGUUCUACCCGGCCGCGAGUGGGCUGCACGGUUUGGUUUGUUUUGUCUACAUGCUUUUGUACCUCGCAGAUAGUGCGAAGUUUCCGUACUGGUCGCCGUCCAUGCACGCGCUCGGUCUUGUGUACGUGCGGGGGCCGCCGCCUUUUUCUCCCUUCUCGCCUUUCUUUCCUCUGUCGGGUGUCUCUGCGGUCAAGCGAGGGUCGGGAACGUCUCCUGAGUCGCCGGCGCGUGCGCGGCUCCUGCGCGUCGGCGUGGAUUUUCUGGCGCGGACGCUCGCGCGGUUUUCGAGACUCGCACUCGUCAGCCUCGCGCUCUCGCUGCGGCUUCUCGACUGGUGGCGGGACUACGAGACAGCAGUGAGGGCGGCAGCCACGCAGAACGACCUGCUCCAGUUCCCCGGCCUAGGUGCAGAGGCGCUCGCAGAGAAAGCGGAGGCCAAAGAAAUCAAAAUCCCUCCGCCGCCCGCGCCGCCUCAAGGCGUCGGCGCUUCAUGCGUCCCGCUGCCGCAGGACGACCGCAUUUGUCCUCUUUGCCACCGGCCGCGCACGAACGCCGCGUGUCUCUCCACGGGUUUCGUCUUCUGCUACCGAUGCGUGGUGAACUUUGUGCGAGCACAUCAACGCUGCCCAGUCUCGGGGCGCAGCGUGCGCGAAGAUCAUAUCCGCAGGCUCUACGAAGUGUGA